UUUGAGUAUCGUCUGCGCGGAUAAGAAAAUUCUGCGCCGUUCACUCUGGUACCCUGCAGUGGAUUUGGGGAUUCAGUUUUACCGGACGUAUUGAUGCUCUGAAAUACAAGAUACUUGAUGUAUUUCCAUGGAGACAUUUCUGGUGUUCUUUUUGCGUGAUUAACUAUGUUUUUUCUGUGACAUAGUCGUUUGUGGCAGAAACCGGAACUGAUUAGCACUGAACAAACUUGACAAACGACAGUCCGCUGUACAGCAGGAAAAGCUGGAAGGAUUUGCUUGGAUACCACGUUUGCAAUAUUUUAUAAUUUUACUGGACCAAUCGGAAAAAUACAUUUUCAGUUUUUGGCGAGUUAGAUAGUUUUUUUUUUGUUUUUAUAUAUUAUUUUAAAAUGAAGUAGCUAGAAAGUUGAAGAUAUGAGCAGUUUCAACUACACACACUAUACAGCUGCAGAGCCACCCAGCAAAACAACACACCUCACUAAGGCAGAGAGACGAAUGGAGCGAAAAAGUAUCUUGCCACUUAUAAAACCUGUGAAAACAGACCAGAGUCCACGAGAUGCAAUUCACCGAAAUAGUCUUGUACAUGAGAAGUACAAUAAAACUAUAUCGCACAAUGGUAAAGCUAAAACCUCAAAUAGUAAAAAGAAUUCAGAGAAUCUACUUACAGAGACUAAGUUACCGUCCACAACGUCAGGCACAACAUUUCCACAAAUUACACACAAAACUACUAGCAAUGUGGAGACACUACCACAUCUCAGUAACACUUACGGCAAUAUCAUGGGACAGCAGCAACAACAAAAUAGUAGGCCAAACACUUAUAUAGAUAAAGAUGAUAGACUUAGAAGAGAUCCUAAUGGAAAUAAAUUACCUUUAUCCCCUGCAGAGACAUUAAGGUUAUACCGAUCUAAACUAACAGCAUUUGAGCAGAAUGAAGUUCUGGAAUUUCCGGAUACAUGGUUUUUAGGGUUAGAGGCUAAGAAGGUAGAGGGAGUUCAAGGUGCUUCACAGAACAACAGUUAUGAUGAUGAAAAUGGUUCUUACAUUAAGGUGCUACAUGAUCAUUUAGCCUAUAGAUAUGAAAUUUUUGAAGUUAUAGGUAAAGGUUCUUUUGGUCAAGUUGUAAGGGCUAUAGAUCACAAAACAGGGCAGGUGAUUGCAGUAAAAAUUAUCAGGAAUAAGAAAAGGUUUCACCACCAAGCUUUGGUAGAAGUCAAAAUAUUAGAUGCACUAAGGCGGAAAGAUAAAGACAACUCCAAUAAUGUUAUACACAUGUUAGAAUAUUUUUACUUCAGAAAUCAUUUAUGUAUCACGUUUGAACUCAUGGGAAUGAAUUUAUAUGAACUUAUAAAGAAAAAUAAUUUCCAAGGAUUCAGUGUAGCUUUGAUACGAAGAUUUGCAUUUGCAUUGCUACAGUGUCUAAGGCUACUUCGCAGAGAAAAAAUAAUUCACUGUGACCUCAAACCAGAGAAUAUUUUACUUAGACAAAGAGGACAGAGUCAAAUUAAAGUGAUAGACUUCGGUUCAAGUUGUUAUGAACAUCAAAGAGUGUAUACAUAUAUUCAGUCAAGGUUUUAUCGAUCACCUGAGGUGAUUCUCGGUCUACCCUAUGGGAUGCCUAUAGACAUGUGGAGUUUUGGUUGUAUACUUGCUGAGCUGUACACUGGAUAUCCAAUCUUUCCUGGAGAGAAUGAAGUAGAGCAGCUUGCCUGCAUUAUGGAGAUUCUUGGACUGCCACCUUCACACCUUAUAGAGGAUGCUCAGAGGAGGAGAUUGUUCUUUGACUCCAAAGGCACUCCUAGGUGUAUCACAAAUAGUAAAGGGAAAAAAAGAAGACCCAGCUCAAAGGAUCUUUGCCAUGCAGUCAGAACCAGUGAUUCAAAUUUUGUUGAUUUCAUUCGGCGAUGCCUUGAAUGGGAUCCGUCAAAACGAAUGACACCAGAUGAAGCCAUACAGCAUGAUUGGAUAUUAGAGGGAAAACUUUCCAAAAGUAAAGAGUCAAAGCACCACCAUUCAGCAAGGCACAAGAACGUUUAUUCGCAUAUACCGUCCAUUAAUACCUUUGCAAAGGACAAAGUAGAUGAAGAAAGUGCAGACAAAUCACCACCAGAAGAAAAUAUUAAACGAAAAGAAAAACGAAGUGGGAAAACAAAAGACAAAUUGCUCCCAGUGGAGGCUGCUGAUAACAGUCAGCUGACUGAUCCUGUGGAUAAACCUGUGAAUAAAGUCAAACCAUUACUUGCAUCUGAUACUAACCAUAUAACUGUGGAGUUGAAAACUGCCAACGAUGAAAAGGUGGAACAAGCAACCGGUGGACAGUUCCUGCCCCCUAUCUAAUUAUGUAACAUCAAAGGGAUCUAUAUAUUACCAGCAUUAUUACCAAUAAAAUAUAUUUACAGUGAACUCUAAUGGAAUUAGCCAGGAA
Saccoglossus kowalevskii is the source of this 2422-nucleotide messenger RNA. Its product is annotated as dual specificity tyrosine-phosphorylation-regulated kinase 4-like. Gene Ontology annotation, biological process: peptidyl-serine phosphorylation; peptidyl-threonine phosphorylation. Gene Ontology annotation, molecular function: protein serine/threonine kinase activity; ATP binding; protein serine/threonine/tyrosine kinase activity. Gene Ontology annotation, cellular component: cytoplasm; nucleus; cytoskeleton. The record is from RefSeq and is a predicted model, not a curated record. Lineage: Eukaryota; Metazoa; Hemichordata; Enteropneusta; Harrimaniidae.